AUGUCACUAUUGUCACAUCGUCAAAGAGACGAGCUUCAUAAAGCUAUCCUUGAUUAUCUUUAUGCAAAUGGUUUUGCCGAAUCAUUCAAUUUGUUGAAAAUUGAAGCACAACAAAAUGAUUUCAAUUCUGAUCCCAAACAAAAAUAUGCUGGAUUAUUGGAAAAAAAAUGGACUUCGGUCAUUCGGUUACAAAAAAAGAUUAUGGAUUUGGAAAACAAGAUUACACAAAUGACUGAAGAACUAAACAAUGCACCUUUAAGAAUAACCAAUACUGCAGUUGAUUGGGUACCACGAGCACCAGAAAAAUAUUCACUAACAGGACAUAGGAAUCCAAUUACACGUAUUACAUUUCAUCCUGUGUUUUCUAUAUUGGCAUCUGCUUCUGAGGAUACUACUAUAAAAAUUUGGGAUUACGAAACUGGUGAAUUUGAACGAACUCUCAAAAGUCACACUAAAGCAGUUCAAGAUAUAACAUUUGAUCCUAAAGGCAACCAUUUGGUAUCUUGUUCUGCUGAUUUAACAAUAAAAGUGUGGGAUUUGCAAAAUGAUUAUAAAUGUAUUAAAACUUUGUAUGGACAUGACCAUAGUGUUUCAUCAGUUGCAUUUUUACCAUCCGGUGAUAUUAUUGUAUCAGCCUCACGAGAUAAAACAAUCAAGUUAUGGGAAUUAUCAUCGGGAUAUUGUAUAAAAACAUAUACCGGUCAUUUGGAAUGGGUGAGAAUGGUAUCACCAAGUGAAGAUGGAAAAUGGAUCAUAACUAGUUCAAAUGAUCAGACUUCACGUUUAUGGGAAGUGCAGAGUGGAGAUUGUAAAAUGGAUUUUAGGGGACAUGAUCAUGUAGUAGAAUGUGCGAUCUUUGCGCCUAUUGCUUCAUAUCCUUUAGUAAGAGAAUUGAUAGGUGUAGAUAAAGAUCCCAAAGGAAAUAAAGAUCAACCAAUUCCUGGUCAAUAUAUUGUAACCGGUUCAAGGGAUAAGACAAUUAAAUUGUGGGAUUCGACAGGUCAAUGCUUGAGAACUUUUGUGGGACAUGAUAAUUGGGUUCGUGGACUUGCAUUCCACCCUAGUGGAAAAUUUCUUCUUAGUGUAUCAGAUGAUAAGACUUUAAAGAUAUGGGAUGUUAAAACUGGCCGAUGCACCAAAACUUUAGAAGCUCAUGCACACUUUGUGACAUGUAUUGCAUUUAACACUGGUACUCCUGUUGUUGCUACAGGAUCUGUAGAUCAAACUGUGAAGAUUUGGGCGCCAUAUAGAUGA
Molecule: messenger RNA, 1254 nt
Organism: Entrophospora candida
Lineage: Eukaryota; Fungi; Glomeromycota; Glomeromycetes; Entrophosporales; Entrophosporaceae
Source: the annotation of a GenBank genome assembly